GAGUCCGCCAGUUCCAUCCCGGCGAGCGCCGGCUCCUUCGGACGCGCUGACUUCCGCGUAGGAGACGGACAGGUUCUGUGGCGUGUUGGAAACUGAGUGAAGUGGAAAGGAAAGAACAGAGCAGAGCAAAGUGUGGACGAGACAGCAGGCACUGAACCUCCACGUGGUACAGGCAGUCAGGAGUCGACCUAAGCCGGAGAGGAGAGCCCGAACCGCGGCCAAAGAAUGAACGUUUUCCGGUUCCUCGGCGAUCUUUCGCAUCUGGUCGCGAUAGUGAUCCUGCUCUUGAAGAUAUGGAAGACGCGCUCGUGUUCGGGCAUCUCGGGUCGCAGUCAGAUCCUCUUUGCUAUUGUCUUCACCACAAGAUACCUGGAUCUCUUCUCCAACUUCAUUUCUGUCUACAACACGUCCAUGAAGAUCGUCUACAUCACCUGCUCGUAUGCUACGGUCUACUUGAUUUAUGGGAAGUUUAAAGCGACGUACGACUUCAACCACGACACCUUCAGGAUUGAGUUCCUGCUCGUUCCCAGCGCCAUCCUUGCCUUUCUUGUAAACCACGACUUCUCUCCCCUGGAGAUCUUGUGGACCUUCUCCAUCUACCUGGAGUCAGUCGCCAUCUUACCUCAGCUGUUCCUGGUCAGUAAGACCGGGGAGGCAGAGACCAUCACCAGCCACUACCUGUUUGCGCUGGGCUCGUACCGCCUGCUUUACCUCUUGAACUGGCUGUGGCGCUACUUCAGCCAAGGCUUCUACGAUUUGAUCGCUUUGCUCUCUGGCAUCUUGCAGACUGUGCUCUACUGCGACUUCUUCUACCUGUACAUCUCCAAAGUUCUGAAAGGGAAGAAGUUGAGUUUGCCUGCCUAGGACCUCGCAGGCCUUCGUGGUUUAUGGGGGAGUGUGAUGCGGGGAUUCUGAGGAAAUCCAUCUUGUAGUGACGUCGGAGGUGAAGACUGCAUCUGGACACGCAUUUCUUCUUACUUAAUGGGUGGGAUGGGUUCAAGGCUGGGGGGGGGGGGUGUUUCUACUCUGGCAUCGGUGGGUGCCCAGUCAGGCUCGUGUCCAGGGGGUACCCACACCUUUCUAGUGUUAACCUUUCCGAUGUUUCACUCUCACUCCCCAAACCAGGUGCCUGCAAAGCAUCUCUCCUUGGCCCUAGGGGGUCCCUGUACUGUACUUAAUAUUUACUUACUCAUUUAUUAUGAUGUUUUAUUAGCAGCUCAAAUGCAUUUAAACAAACGAAUCAACUCUUGCAGGAAUAAGGUGACCAUUUAAUUUUAUAUUUUUUUGUAAUGGGGUCUCAUGGUUUUUCUAGUUUUGUUUCUGGACUCCCAGUAAGUUGCAGUGCCCUCUAGUGCUGAGAAUUGGAGUGAACGGUUUGGCCUCUCUUGUGAAGGGCCGGCCGGGCAGUAAACGGCACUCUCUGGGUGAAAAAGAGGACAUGGUGGAAAUGGACGCUGUUAAGACUUGGGAUUUGGUGUUGAGCCGCAGCUGUCGGGGACUCUCAAUACAUAAAACAACUGCUGGACUGUCCUUAACGCGCGUCCACUUGUUUACGCUCGUAACACGGGGGAAUGAACAACUUGUGUGUGACCCCCGAUAACAAAGCCAUAGCGAAGCUGCAGCCCGAGCUUGUUCUCUGCCACGAUCAAGUCGGCCCCCUCUAUCUCUGUCAGAUUGACACUACACGGGGGAUUCUCCCCCAAACAUUGUAAGCCGUGCCCCGUCGUCCACUCUGUCCGGCCACACUCCACAUGUCCACUGCAAGGCUCCACUAUCCGGAUGGGCGAAGGGUUAAAAGCCGAGCCGCGUUUCUAAUCCCCCCCGACGGUCGGGUUUGUACAGACGUUUGGAUUUUUGUGAACUUUAAUAAACUUGACACGAUGUUCUCUU
Molecule: messenger RNA, 1890 nt
Organism: Erpetoichthys calabaricus (reedfish)
Lineage: Eukaryota; Metazoa; Chordata; Cladistia; Polypteriformes; Polypteridae
Product: ER lumen protein-retaining receptor 1-like
Exons: 5
Coding region: 226-864 (212 amino acids)
Biological process (GO): endoplasmic reticulum to Golgi vesicle-mediated transport; protein retention in ER lumen
Cellular component (GO): cis-Golgi network; membrane; endoplasmic reticulum
Molecular function (GO): ER lumen protein retrieval receptor activity
Source: RefSeq, a predicted model, not a curated record